Messenger RNA from Mus pahari (shrew mouse), 940 nucleotides. RefSeq names its product TATA-box binding protein associated factor 9b (gene Taf9b). Gene Ontology annotation, biological process: DNA-templated transcription initiation. Bases 165 to 914 code for a protein of 249 amino acids. The transcript is spliced from 7 exons. The record is from RefSeq and is a predicted model, not a curated record. Gene Ontology annotation, molecular function: protein heterodimerization activity; RNA polymerase II general transcription initiation factor activity. Gene Ontology annotation, cellular component: transcription factor TFIID complex. Lineage: Eukaryota; Metazoa; Chordata; Mammalia; Rodentia; Muridae.
CCCGGGUAGCCAAGGCCACACAGGUGGGGGCUGGCGGCUGUGAAGCGGCCCAGGCCGGGGAGCUGCGUGCUAGGACCGCCUUCCAUCCCCCACAGGGGUGGAGCCUGGCCGAGGUGGAAACCGCCUGCAGCUCUAUCUCCGAGGUUGAGGAGCCGCAAGAGAAAAUGGAGCCGGCCAAGAUGGCGCCUGUCAAGAACGCUCCGAGGGAUGCCUUGGUGAUGGCACAGAUCCUGAAGGAUAUGGGAAUCACAGAGUAUGAGCCAAGGGUUAUAAAUCAAAUGUUGGAAUUUGCUUUCCGAUAUGUGACUACAAUUCUGGACGAUGCGAAGAUUUAUUCAAGUCAUGCUAAGAAACCCACUGUUGAUGCAGAUGACGUGAGACUGGCCAUCCAGUGUCGGGCUGACCAGUCUUUUACCUCUCCUCCCCCAAGAGAUUUUUUACUAGAUAUUGCAAGGCAGAAGAAUCAAACCCCUUUGCCACUGAUUAAGCCAUAUGCAGGACCCAGAUUGCCACCUGAUAGAUACUGCUUAACAGCUCCAAACUAUAGGCUGAAGUCCUUAGUUAAAAAGGGACCUAACCAAGGAAGACUAGUUCCCAGAUUAAGUGCGGUCAGUAGCAGACCUACUACUCCUACUGUAGCACCCCCACAAGCCGUAUCUGUCCCAAAUAAGGUUGCAACUCCAGUGUCAGUGACAAGCCAAAGAUUUGCCGUGCAGAUUCCACCUUCUCAGUCCACACCUGCCAAACCAGCUCCUGCAGCAACUGCAGUCCAAAAUGUUCUGAUUAAUCCUUCAAUGAUUGGGCCCAAAAAUAUUCUCAUUACCACCAGCAUGGUUUCCUCACAGAACACAGCCACCGACUCAAACCCACUGAAGAGGAAGCAUGAUGAUGAUGAUGACAAUGACACUGUGUAAGGAAUAAUGUCUGUUCUGCAUACAUU